Messenger RNA from Anolis sagrei ordinatus, 3076 nucleotides. RefSeq names its product cardiolipin synthase 1 (gene CRLS1). Gene Ontology annotation, biological process: cardiolipin biosynthetic process. Gene Ontology annotation, molecular function: cardiolipin synthase (CMP-forming) activity. The record is from RefSeq and is a predicted model, not a curated record. NCBI's taxonomy places the organism in Eukaryota, Metazoa, Chordata, Lepidosauria, Squamata, Anolidae. Gene Ontology annotation, cellular component: mitochondrion; membrane.
AUGGAAGGUGAGCGGGGGGAGCAGAAGGGGAGGGGCACGUCCGAGUCGCUGCCCCUCCUCCUCCUCCUCGGCCCAGCCCUCUUAUCGGGUGCGGAGUUUCCCCGGUCCACCCCAGGCAUGUUGACCGCGGCUUGGCUGUCGAGAGGCAGCUCCGGCGGCUGGGGGCUCCUGAGGAACGCGAGCCCGGGAAGGUCCUUGCGGGCCACCGUCGCCGCUGCAGUUGCUGGAGCCUCCGUGGCAGGGUUGGGAGGCGCGCGCCGCAGGGACCCUCGAGCCGCGCUCGCGGCCUCCUCGCUGAGCGGCCUCGCGCCCCCCUCCUCCUCCUCCUCCUCUCCGCUAGUGCGCCUGCGCCGGAGGAGCUCGGCGCCGUUGCUCGCCUCCACUACCUUGGUUCCCUCUUGUUGCCGCUGCUCUCGCUCCGACGGCGCUCCGCCUGGGUCUUCCGAGCAUGGAGCCCCCGGCAGGCCCGAACUGUAUGAAAAUCCCUGGACAAUUCCCAAUUUACUUUCAAUGGCGAGGAUUGGCUUGUCACCAGUUUUGGGUUACUUGAUAGUUGAGGAAAAUUUUAAUAUUGCAUUGGGCGUGUUUGCUCUGGCUGGCGUAACAGAUCUGCUCGAUGGCUUUAUUGCACGAAACUGGGCCAACCAGAAAUCUGCUCUGGGGAGUGCUCUGGACCCCCUGGCAGAUAAAAUUCUUAUCAGUAUCCUUUACAUUAGCCUGACCUAUGCAGAUCUUAUUCCAGUUCCUCUUACAUCUAUGAUCAUUUUGAGGGACAUUGCAUUAAUUGCUGCUGUUUUUUACGUACGAUACAGAACUCUUCCUCCACCAAGAACACUUAGUAGAUACUUCAAUCCAUGUUAUGCCACUGCACAGUUGAAACCAACAUUCAUCAGCAAGGUGAAUACAGUCACACAGCUUGUUUUAGUGGCAGCUUCUUUAGCAGCUCCAGUUUUCAAUUAUAUGGACAGUGUGUAUCUUCAGACAUUAUGGUGUAUCACAGCUGUCACAACCACAGCAUCUGCAUACAGUUACUAUCAUUACGGGCGAAAAACAGUUCAUGUGCUAAACAACAAAUGAAGUCUUGCAGAGCAACUGCUCACCUUCCAGUCGGUUAAUAUUGGGAAUGUUAACUGCACCAUUUUGGACUACAACUAUGGAGAAAGAACUAUUCUUUUGAUAACCUUGCCUCAGCAAAACCACAUCUUCACAGUGACGUUAAAAUGAAGUUUGGAUCAUGUAAAUACAGAAGACUUUUCAAUGCGAUUUUUCAAUUUGUUACAAAUAAAGUAUAAUUUUUUUACCGUAAUGUACUUACACACAUGUGAAGAUCCUUGCCUGGUAUUGUAUGUUUCUGUUCACUGCUUUUCAGAAAUUUGCACAUUUUUUAAAAAGCAUUCAGGGUUGUUGCAUUACACCCUUGAUGGAUCUGAACAAAAACAGAUCUGAAGGCUAAUUAAGGAGCACUUGGCACAAGCAAAGUCCAGCUGAGUUUCAUUGUAUUCAGCAUGUGAUCCAGUCAGAGCGAAUAGAUUAAGUCAGGGUCCAUUCUUUAAGAUUAUCUUUUGGCACAGUGUAAAGAUGCACAAAGUAGAGCCCUUAGCAUAUUACUUUGAAUAUCACAAUCUUCUGUAAACUUAAAGUAGAGCUUAUUUUUAAAUUGCAGCUGAUCAUUGCUGGGGCCAUUCAAAAUGAAACAUUGAGCACUUCCAUAGUCUGAUCCUCAGACUUGCAGUGCUCUUUUGUAAACAUUCAAGAAAAGGCAGUCGCAAUUGUUCCAAUCCAUGAUAUAUCACGAUAUUAUUGGGUAAACAUGCUAACAGAUCUUGAGAAUCAAAUCCCUGAUGUAACAAAGUAACUAUAAGCCUUUGUGGUAGGCCAAGUUUUAAUGUGCAGAAUUCUUAAAUGUAUUGGUAAAGGGAAAUAAUCUGGUAUAGCUUGGUGACUAAUAACACCACUGUGAAUUAGGAUAUGUCAAUUUUGAAUUUCAGAUUUUUGUAAGAUCUUGCUAGGUACACUCAGUCAGCCUUAGUCUUCCAAAAACCACCUGGGAAGAAUAGUGACUUGACUUAUAAGGGUUAAAAACAUGGAUGAAGCAUUUUAAACAAUAUAUUGCCUAAACGUCAAGCAUUGUUGCCUUAUCAAUAUGGAGAUGUGUUUGUUCUAAGACGUUUAAAUUCCAAAUCCUGUGCACAGGUGGAUUUUUAGGCUUGCGCUGAUGUCCUUUUUUAGUUGUCUUUGUGUCUCUGAACACCUUUCAGAUAAAGUGCUGACUGUGCUUUCCUCUCAGACAUUAAGAGUUACCUAUUACUGAAUAUUGUAUUAAGUCACAACAAUACAAGGAAAAACAAUGCUUUUGGUUGCUAAAAGUGUUGCAAGAAAUAGUGGGAUUUUUGGAGAUGACAUAUGGCCAGUGACACAUUGAUUUGUAAGAAAGCUGUUGCCAGGAAAGAUUUUAACAGGGCGAAUUAAAUUUAAUAAUCAGAGAAUACAAAUUUAAUCCCAGGGAUUGUACUGAAAAAUAGGAUCAUUGAUUUUUCUAGUUUCUGUAGUUCAUUAGGCAGUCACAUCAAAUAUAGGAAGCAGAUAGGCUAGUUUUUUGGUCUUAUUUGUGCCACUCUCAAGAACUGUGGAGAUCACUUUUUGAAUGUCUUAUUUAAAAAUUGAACAAAUUGUGCAUGGCAACUAUCAGGGGCCAGUGUGUAGGCAUGUAGGAUGUUUUGCAUGUGACAAGUGAGUUACUGAACUGUGUAGGGAUUCAUCUACAUGAUUUUGUGCAUGUUGCGUUAUGCUGCUACCUCCCCAAAAAUGAAGGCUUGUGGAAUCGAAUUGAGGGAAUUGACGUUAUCUCAGUGUAUAGGAACAAUUAAUAUAUUUUUUUAUAUUUAAACUUGUAUAAACUUUAUAAAGUGUGUAUUGAAAACACUGUUGUUUGAUAGCUCUAUGCAAAUCCUGGAUGCUGCAGAAUUGUGCUGCAGUAUAAAAAACAGUUUUCAUUUAAUAAAAACCUGUGAAAAGGGCUCCCCUCAUCUCCCACUUUCAAUUUUUCACUGCAAAAUAAAGCAUGGUAAUGAAGCCA